Molecule: messenger RNA, 895 nt
Organism: Phycomyces blakesleeanus NRRL 1555(-)
Lineage: Eukaryota; Fungi; Mucoromycota; Mucoromycetes; Mucorales; Phycomycetaceae
Exons: 3
Source: RefSeq, a predicted model, not a curated record
GAUGGCUAGCCGGGCCAACAUUUCGGAAGCAUUGUCACACAGCCAAGAGAUGACAGAUGUUCGUGAAGGCUGGCAGAGGAUUGGUGAAAUAGACCUAAAACAUACGCUGUCGAAUCCUCUGCCGUCUGGAUAUAGUCGACAAAGACCGCAUGCAUUUGCACUCCAGCAGCCGAAUGGAGGAGUGUAUUUGUUUCAGGUGGGAUCGGCUUCGGAGGUUCUUGAGUGGGUUGAGACGUGCAACUAUUGGGCUGCUCGAGAGAGUAGGGAACCACUCACAGGGGGGAUUAGUAACAUGGAGUACGGCUGGGGUGAGUGCCUGGACGGAAUUGGACUUGAUUCUGCCGGGGAUCCCUAUUACCAUCUUCUACAGUCAAGAGACACGACUGUCCAUGAGUGGCAACCACCCGUGCCUCCGUCUGGCCCAAGUACUAUGGACCAACAUGCUCAAUUGGGAGCCUUGCACCGGCACGUCAGGGAACUCAACGAGGAGUUGGACAAGCAUCGGGACAUGAAGCUCAAAAUGGAGCUCCGGUUCUUAAAGUCUCAGGGUAUGCAAGCCAUGACUAACUGGGAAAAUAAGUCACAUUAUUUACUUCAUGAGAUCAUCAAAUACCAGAAUUACUGUGAUGCUAUUGAGAAGGCUAUCCUUGCAGGCAAGGCAACACCAGAAGAGAGAAAAAAGGCUCCAAGCGUAAUGCUGUCCCACCCUUCAAAAUGAAUCUGUGAUACGUUGCCUUUUUAUUUUUAUUUUUAUUUUACACACAGCACGUUUAUAUAAUAUGUUAUUAUCAUUAUUAUCAUCAUUUAUAUUUCUUACCCUCGUGGGUUAUUUUUACCAUUAUUACUAUUACUAUUAUAUAUUCUCCCCUCAAUAAUAGGAGACAUAAAUAAUUUU